CGUGCAGUGAGGCGGAGGCGGGCAGGGCAGGGCAGGGCAGGGCGCCCGCCCGGAGGUGGCCGGCGGCCGCGGCGGCAGCGGCGGCGGGUCGGCGAGCGCAGCAUGCCCGCCGCCUCAGACGCGCCUGCCUCCUGCCGCCGCUGCCCAUGGAGAUCGCGCUGGUGACUCUGGAGAACGGCGGCGCCACGGCCAUCGCGGGUGGCGAGGAUGCCGCGGCCGGCGGCAGCGCCCGGGCCCGGCGGCGGGGCGACUUGCUCCACAUCGCCGGCUCUGCCGCCGCGCCGCGGCUGAGCGACGGCAAGGAGGGCACCCCGCCGCCGCCGGACGAGGAGCGGGAGCGGCCCCCGCCGGCCCCCCGGGGAGGCGGCGGGAGGCGCCGCAGCGCCAGCCCGGGCAGCCCCAACGGCCAGGCGGCGGCGCGCGGAGCCCCCCCGCCGCCCCAACCGCCGCCGCGCGCCCCGCGCCCCGGUGCGGCGGUGGAGAUGGUCCCCCCGGAGGAAGGGGGACACCGCCGGGGCAUGGCCAUGGCGGCGGCGGGCGAGGAGGAGGAGGAGGCGGCAGCGGCGAACCGGGGUGCCAUGCACCACCAGCGGGUGCUGAUCAACAUCUCGGGGCUGCGUUUCGAGACCCAGCUGGGCACCCUCAACCAGUUCCCCGACACGCUGCUGGGAGACCCGGAUAAGCGCAUGCGCUACUUCGACCCGCUCCGCAACGAGUACUUCUUCGACCGGAACCGGCCCAGCUUCGACGGGAUCCUCUACUUCUACCAGUCUGGGGGCAAGCUCCGCCGGCCGGUGAACGUCUCCAUCGACGUCUUCGCUGAUGAGAUCCGCUUCUACCAGCUUGGCGAGGAGGCCAUGGAGCGCUUCCGGGAGGAUGAGGGCUUCAUCAAAGAGGAGGAGAAGCCCCUGCCCCGCAACGAGUUCCAGCGCCAGGUCUGGCUCAUCUUUGAGUACCCUGAGAGCUCCAGCUCGGCCCGGGCAAUCGCCAUUGUUUCUGUGCUGGUCAUCCUCAUCUCCAUCAUCACCUUCUGCCUGGAGACCCUGCCGGAAUUCAGGGACGAAAGGGAAAUGCCAGUGCCCUUGCCUCCACAAAGUGGAGGUUUGAAUGGCACGACCGGGGACUCCCCACCCAUGCAGCCACCCAGUAGCCUCUCUGACCCCUUCUUCAUCAUUGAGACCACCUGCGUGAUCUGGUUCACCUUUGAGCUGCUUGUCCGCUUCUUCGCCUGCCCCAGCAAGCCCGAGUUCUCCCGCAAUAUCAUGAACAUCAUCGACAUUGUGGCCAUCAUCCCCUACUUCAUCACCCUGGGCACCGAGCUGGCCCAUGAGCAGCAGCAGCCCGGGGCCGGCAGUAGCAAUGGAGGUGGGGGCCAGCAGCAAGCCAUGUCCCUGGCCAUCCUCAGAGUCAUUCGCCUGGUCAGGGUCUUCAGGAUCUUCAAGCUCUCCAGGCACUCCAAGGGGCUGCAGAUCUUGGGACAGACUUUGAAAGCCAGCAUGAGGGAGCUUGGCCUUCUCAUCUUCUUUCUCUUUAUUGGGGUGAUCCUCUUCUCCAGUGCUGUCUACUUUGCUGAGGCCGAUGACCCUGAGUCUCAUUUCUCCAGCAUCCCUGAUGCUUUUUGGUGGGCGGUGGUAACUAUGACCACUGUGGGCUAUGGGGACAUGCGACCUGUCACUGUGGGGGGCAAGAUUGUGGGUUCUUUGUGUGCCAUCGCAGGUGUGCUCACCAUCGCCCUCCCUGUCCCUGUCAUUGUAUCCAACUUCAACUACUUCUACCACCGAGAGACUGAUCAUGAAGAGCAAGCUAUCCUCAAAGAUGAACACAGUAGUGCUCAGGGCAGCACAGUGGGGGGAGAUGCAAAGAGAAGAUCCAGUAGAAACUCUCUGAACAAAUCUGUUGUGCACUUGGAAAACAGUGAGGGGUUCAACAAUGGUACCGGCUCCUUAGAGAAAACCAAUAUCAAAGCUAAAAGUAACGUAGAUCUCAGAAAAUCCCUCUAUGCUCUCUGUCUGGACACCAGUAGGGAAACAGACCUGUAAGGAGAUGAGAGAGUUAGAGUUCAGAGAUGCAGAAGGAUUUGCUGGUGUCAGAAACUUACUACUAUAAUUAUUCUUUUGGUACCAGUUAGUUUUUUUAAAUCAGGCUAUAUUUUAUAAAUUGAUCACUGUCCUGAGCAGUCCUCCAGGAAUACAUGUUUUUAUGUUCUUUUUCCAUGACACAAAGGGUCACCUAUUUUUAAAAUAGACUAAGAAUAAGCUACGCUCCAUGAUGCAGGAGCUGGUAAAUUAUGACAGUGCAAAAUCUAAUUUGUAGAAACUUAUUUUAGCAAAUGUUGGUUGGUUUUUAAUGGGUCAUUUGUAACCAAUUCAGUUGCUCCAAGUUUAGUAUUAAAGAGUUGGGGGAUGUGUGUGGAGAAUGAAUGGAUUGGGGAGGGAGGGAGGUUGAGAUUUUUUGUACUGUAGUUUCAAACUGAAAUUAUUCCAAUAUAUUUUAUAUCUGUAUAACUGUAUUUAUGGUUGAAAGGGGAUUUCUUAUUCCUGUGAAAUAUGACCGUUAAAGCACUAGGAACAUUAGCAGAUCAGCACUUUCAGAGUUUUCCACUUGUGAUCAGUACAGAUCUGGUUAUCUAGUAUGUGAAGUGAAUUUGGUGCUUUUAACCCUAUAGCAGAAAACUUUUAUUGUCAUUGAUAUGUUAGUUUAUUGUGAGCCUUAAAUUAUUAAAUAUUGUAGAUAUACUUCUUGAUAAAUAAUUUUAUUAAUUACCUUACUGUUUCAGAAUUUCUAAAUAAUUCAGUCCUGUGCUUACUGUCCCCACUCAAAAAAUGUAUGUGCAGCUUUUUUUUUUUUCCCAUAGUUUUACAGUUUUAUACCUUUGUUAUAUUUUUGAGACCGAAAGAAAAAAAAUGUUGUCUGCUGUUACUGGUUUCAAUCCAAGUGCACAACAGAUUAAUAACAUGAGGGAGUGGAUAGAUACAACAAGAAAGUAGAAUAUGAGCGCAAUAUCUGCAAAACUAUUUUCAUUGUACGCUCCAGAUUACUUUGGCAUGUGUAUCAGUCACCUUUAUGUAUCCAUACCAUUCGUGUACACAGUUCACUGUUUUUCAUUAUCAUAGACUGGAAAUGGACGGCACUUAAAGAGUCUAACAUGGCAUGCUAUGCUACUUAAACCAUUGCGUGGCUUAUAUCUUGGACUCGGAUGGAAAGCAUCACCUUUCAUCAAAACACAUCCUUGUUUUCUUUUAUUUCCAAACAAAACCUUUUCAGUGCUGUGGAUUUUACAGUUAAGAUGUUGUUGAAAGACGAGUAACACAUUAUCUUCAUCGUGCUAACACAGCACAGUACAGCUUACUGGUGAAGACUGACACAAAGUUGCUUCUUUAAAUCAGAGAGCUGUGUUAUCAUUUAUCUUGCAAAGGACAUCUCUGUUUUUUCCUCAAACUUGUUUUAUUGCUGAAGGAUGUUUCAUGCCUUUACCACAUACAGUGGCACAGGAAGACUAGCAGAAAGAGAAGUCUUGAUUGUCAACACUCAAGGUAGACAAUCCCCAUUCUUGAAAGUCAUCUGAGAAGUCAGGAAAGACACUGAAAGUCAUUGGAAAACAGACAUGGCAUCUGUAUAAUUUGCUGUACAUAAGGAGCACAAUUCAGUAAGUUUAUAACUCUGGAUAAUCUGGAUAUUCCCAUAAGUGUCCGGUCCUUCUGCAAUCCAGAGCGACCUGGAGCUCAUGCAGUAGCGCUGUUCUCCAGAUGGCUUUCCAUGGCAUCGUCUUC
Molecule: messenger RNA, 3770 nt
Organism: Grus americana (Whooping crane)
Lineage: Eukaryota; Metazoa; Chordata; Aves; Gruiformes; Gruidae
Product: potassium voltage-gated channel subfamily A member 5-like
Exons: 4
Coding region: 147-2039 (630 amino acids)
Biological process (GO): potassium ion transmembrane transport; protein homooligomerization
Cellular component (GO): membrane; voltage-gated potassium channel complex
Molecular function (GO): protein binding; delayed rectifier potassium channel activity
Source: RefSeq, a predicted model, not a curated record